Colletotrichum graminicola M1.001 is the source of this 456-nucleotide messenger RNA. RefSeq lists its product as uncharacterized. The transcript is spliced from 2 exons. Bases 1 to 456 code for a protein of 151 amino acids. The record is from RefSeq and is a predicted model, not a curated record. NCBI's taxonomy places the organism in Eukaryota, Fungi, Ascomycota, Sordariomycetes, Glomerellales, Glomerellaceae.
AUGUCAUUCGCUGCCCUGAACCUCAAACUAUACUACGCUGGCAUGAACUUCGUCCUGCUCGAGCGGAGGACAAACAUCAUCGAGGACUUCGGCGCGAGCUUGGUGCUCUCGCCCCCGAGCCUGCGCAUCCUUUACCAUUUCGGCAUUUUCGACAAAGUCGCCGAGAUGAGCGCUGAGCUGUUCGACAACAAGAAAGGCCUUCACAAUGGACGGACAUGUGUUCAAGUCUACCAGGUUGUUGUUCGACGUCUUACUUCAACAGUGCGUUUCCCUUCUUCAUCGCAUCCCGGUGGCUUGGCUUGGCUCCCGGGCAUCCACGGCUCGAGCAUUCGCAAGUUCCACAGGGCGCAUCUCAUCCAGACAACGUACAAAAACGACCGCCAAGGCGCGCUAUCAUACGGGAAAGAAGAUUGCGUUCAUUGGGUCUACAGAUACCGAGGCGGUGGUCACCUGUGA